Molecule: messenger RNA, 23504 nt
Organism: Lymnaea stagnalis (great pond snail)
Lineage: Eukaryota; Metazoa; Mollusca; Gastropoda; Lymnaeidae
Source: the annotation of a GenBank genome assembly
AUUUUAUGAACGAAGGCGUUGUGUGUCUACCAUUCCCGUUCACGUGUGUUCUAGAAAUUUCACACACAUACAGUCAUAAACACGGCGUGUUAUAAAACCGGCAGAAAACAACGAUUCACACUUUAAACUUCAAUCUACUUCAACAUUUCAGACUUUAUUUAUAAUAAAACAUUGAUUCAAAUUCAUAAGGCAAGUGUAAAAUUACGAUUUGUCGUUGACAUCUUAAUAAUAGUCUAGUGAAGAAUAGUUUCUAGAGUAGUGUAAUUAGUGCGUAAUUUUUCGUUCAAUGUUUAACAUGGAACAAUGAUGAAAUAUAAUUACCAAAUUGAUUCAUUGAGUGUAGAGUUUGUGAUUAGACUCAAGCCUAAUCACAAUUAGAUUAGGCAAGGGGUGUUUAGUUAGUAUUAACAUCCAUAUCACUAAUACAUUGUUGUCACAGGGCCUCUUAAUUAACUUAAUUUACUGAUGAUGAUAGAAAUAGAAUUAUACUAGUUACUAAUGAUAGUUAGUAGUUAGUAAUUAAUAAUACUGAUAAUGAUACUGAUAGUGAAUGGUAGUAGUAGUACUAGUAGGUAUACCAAAUAUUAAUUUAGUAACGGCAUGACUUACACUUACCUGUACCUACAUAUCUAACAGUAACAGGCCUAAGCCUAUUCUGAUUCAUCAUAGUCAUAUCAAAGUAUGCCCACACAAGUAAUUUUAAUAAGGCUUAGGGUGUAAUUAGUUAAUUAGGACUGACUACUAAUAUAAUAAUAGUUCUUAGGUGCUGUAACUGUAGUGUAAUAAUUCAUAAUUGCAAUAUUUACCAAUUACAAAAAUGAACCUAGGCAUUAGCCUGCCUUAGGGCUUAGGGCACUUAGGCAUUCCCAAUAUUGAAUAAUUCUGAAUAUCCUAUUUAUUAGGCCUGAAUAAAGUUAUCACUUUCAUGAUAACAAUAACGAAGUGUCUAUACGUCCAGCGCGCGGACAAAUAAUGUGGGAGAUAUACGUCCGGCGAGCAUGUCACGUGACCGCCGGACGACUAGUAGGCGUUAUUAUUCCAAAGGAAGUAACUAUUAAGAAGAUCUUAUGUGGUCAUGUGGUAGAGUGGCCGCUUGACGAUAUUAUAUUUGUGGAUCGAUUCCCCGCUUGGGAACCCUUUUUUUCCCCCAUUUUAAUUAAAAAUAUUUUAUAUUAUAUUUAUAUUAUCAUGUUCAUCAGCAACAGUAGUUUUAUGAGAAGUUUUAAAAUAUUUUAGCAAUUUAAACAAUUUAAAAUGUUUACUUUACAAUUUAAAAUCUAUUACUUUGAAUGGUUGCCUACUCCAUACUGAAUUCUGGCCCCUAAUCAUAUUAUGGGUUGCUGGUACACAAACUCAAAUAACAAAAUAAACAAAAAGCAAGCCACUUUCACUUCAGUUUUUUUCUAUCAUUUGCAUGCAAGAUGUACAUUACUUAUUGGUAGAGAAAUAGAUUUUAAAAUUAACAAUAGUUUUGAAUCAUUCGCGGUCAUGAGACAAGGCUGAUGGACAAAAUAUCUCUCGCCACUUUGUUACGGCGGUCAUGUGACUUGGUGGCCGGACAAAUAGUGCGGGAGAUAUACAUUUGGCGCGCCGAACGUAUAGACACUGCCUAACAAUAAAAUGUUGCAGUGACUGCUACUGCAUUGACUGUGGUGAACAGUGUACUGUUGGCCUAUUGAGUAUUCAGUAUUGAUAGUAAAUUACAUUGAUGAUUGAGAGAAUCUUCAAUUUUAAUAAAUUAUUAAGGAAUUUAUUGACGUGCAAGUCAAGUGUUCAGUAUUUCAUAUUAACUAUUAUGUCAAGUCUGUGUAGGCCUUAAUUACAACUAUUUGAUUCAUAAUUUUUAUGAAAGCCUCAUUUAUAUUGGAUAUGAUUGCAGUCACUCCCCCUUAUUACCAUUAUAUUUUUUAUUGAUGUCAUGUCACUAUAACUCUAUUUGUAAUAUUGUAAUUCUUAAAAAGAAAAAAGUUACCCUAAUGCUCUAACUCUAAUUCUUUGCUGUAGGCCUACUUGGCUCUUGCCAUCCUCAAAGCUUAAUCUAACACUCAGUGAUUGGUUUGAGCUCAAUAGAUUAAAAUUUAAAUCUAGGUAGUUAAUUAUUAAUAUGUCUAGCAAAUUUUUUUUGUUUUUGUUUAAAGCAUGUCACAGACCUGUUUACUCUUACGAUUUUGGCGUACAAUGUACGAUUUUUAGAUGUCUUUUACGAUUGUACGCCAAGACCUUCCAAAACUACGAUUUUCAGAGACCCGGUGGAAAAAAUUUUUCCCCGAUUUAAAAAAAAUUAAUAAAUUUUCGGGUUUGGACGUUUUAGCCCUCUCUAAUGAAGAUCUGGCAGUGAAUAUGAACGAGAAAAACGAUUGGUUGUAUUAUUUUUAUUUUUUUUUUUAAAGUUGGGACCAUUCUUAUUAGAUUAUAUUUCGGAAACACUCAUGGGGACUGGGGAGGUGGGGUUGUUGAUGACGGAAAUUGUGGCAUACGAGACACGCAUGGGAAGGGGAUUGGUGGGAGUGUCAAAGGAUAUAAAUAAAUAACCGCGACGCAUCGUAUUGAUGGAAUGGACGGUGAUUGUCGUAUUGCUGCUUUGUGUGUCACAGUCACAGGGAACCAGCUGGAUGCGUCAACAGUAAUGUUUGGACUAGUCGCCCUAGCGACAACUUCACUCACCAUCGCCUUUAACUGCUACCAAGCGUGUGACGUAGUUUUGGUACAGAAUUAUUUUGUUCCUCAGAACCGCGGCGAUUGUAAAAAUAGAGAUGGUUUUUAAAAUAAAAUAGAUGAUCCAACUCUUCUGCAGUGGAGCGUUGGAUUUUGGCAUACCGGUAUUUUAUAAGAUCCAGUCAGCGACAUUUACAAAAUACUUGUAUAACUCGCAAAUCAGCUCUACGCCUUCUACGAUUUUAAUACAACAGUUUGGUUUCACUACCAGGGUUUCUUUCAGCUAAAUCUCGGGGGGGGGGGGCACUGCCGCUCUCCCGGGCUAAGCCAAGUGAGCACCCCCCCCCCCCCCCCCCCCCCCCCGCCCACCACACACACACGACUACACAUUUAUUUUACUGGGAAAAGGCUGUACCGCACUGACUUAAAUAAACGGACAGAUGCGUAUUCAGAAUCACAUAAAGAGAAAGCCCUUAUGUACCGAGACGCACAAGUCCCCAGCAGUAGUAAGCUAAUAUUUUCUUAACAAGAGCAACAGCGACUGCCACGGCCGCUGUGGAAAGGUUGAGACAUCUCUGAAAUUUUGACACACGUUUCCCAGUGACGUUCCUGGAAACAAUCUAAAUGUUCCACUUGAUCAAUCGCCUAUCGAUCUAACAGCGAACACGCGCGUGAAGGAGUCAACAAAUUUCUGGGGAAGUGAUCGAGUGAGUGACGUAACUUUAGUUGAACUUUUACCUGUUGGAGGAGGCACUACUAAAACAUGGAUCUCUAGCUUCCUCGGCAAACGAUGCCAAGCAGUAUUGGUGGACGUUACAAGUUCCUCAUUUGUCGGUGUUAAGUCAGGGGUCCCACAGGGAUCGGUGCUAGGCCCCUGUUUGCUCCUAGUAUACAUCAAUGUCCUACCCGAGAAACUGACAUCCCAAGCGAGGCUAUUCCUAGAUGACACGACGGUGUAUAGGAUGAUGGCCAACAGUUCUGACCAGGACCAGGUACAACAGCAUCUCAAUCGGUUAGCUAAGUGGGAGAUGUGCUGGGACAUGGAAUUUCAUCCUGCAAAGUGCCAGACCAUGCCAGUGUCUAAAAGNCCCUGGCGUACGAAGUGGGCGCUCCGUAGACGGAUGUCCCAUUGUCCCAACAUCCCUGGCGUACGCAGUGGGCGCUCCGUAGACGGAUGUGCACAUUGCGGUCUUUUAAUGUUACCAUGAAUGGAAUCGGCGAGCCUUUUGUUUUCGUUACCGUAGUUGAGCAUGCACAAUACAUUACGAUAUGGCAUCGACACAAUGAAAGGCACGCGAAACCGAUGAUGAAGAAGGAACCUCAACUUAACAUCAGAUUCAGCAAAAGAAAGUUUAUUCGCUGAUAUCCUAUCUUGAAUGUCAGACAAAAUUGACUGAGUUACGUUCUUCAAAUAAGGGUCCAUCAGACGCAAACUGCACAGUCGGACUUUUCAUGAGCCAUCAAUCAGAGAUAAAAGGAGUGGUGUUGAUUUAAGAGAUUGUGUGCAUGGAGCCGGUCUAAGUAUUUCAAUUUAUAUACUCAACACCGCCAGAUUUUCGUAAUGACAGUUCGGGUAUGUUUGUGCGUGGGGGUGGGGGGUGGGCCUCGGCAGAAAGUAUGUGCGUCGUGCGUUAUUGAAACAUUUCUGCAACAUUCAUCCCGAAACUCUGAAAGUCCAAAACUAACAUUUCUAUCUCGAAUGGUGUCAACUACCAGCCAAUGUGUAGUAGGCAUUAGAGUCGUGAUCUUGUCAAGGGGUAUUUUCACAAAUCAACUGGCGAGCUAUACUCAAUUGUGGAAGAAUUACAGUACGGUGUUAAGUCUACCGAAUGUUCAACGCGCGCAUGACGUGUAUUUCAUUGGGCUACGCCAGUGGUUCUAAAAUAUUUGUUUUCCGGCGCCUGUGCAAUAUUAGGUUUUCACCAGGCGCCUUGUGUGACAUUCUAACAAGUGCAUUUGGACAUAGCGAAUACCAAAAUAAAACAAAGGGUGGGAUAAAAAUAAAUAUAACACGUAUGUAGGUCACUGACCGCCAUCUGUAGCUACAAACAGUACAUACUCAACUGGGUAACUGGACCGAAAGAUGUCACAUUGGAUUAAAAGUAAAAAUAAAAUUAUGAAAUGUUUUAAAUAUUUCGCAACGCCCCUGUGAGAAAGCCGCAGCAGCCCAUUUCGAAAAUUUUCACACCCCGCCCCCCAUUUAAAAAGGACAAUUUAUUGCGCCCUUAAUCUUUGUGUAAAUGGGUUUUUUUAUAGUUGAAUAGACUGUUUAAGUUUAAGUUCCUUUCUAUAGACGAUUUUCACGCGGUUGCUCUUCGUUAUAUUCUCAUGGCCCUGCCCAAGGGCAGCGAGCACCCAGGGCGAUGUAGUCCGAUGUAGCAUAUAUUAUGUGAACCACUGGGCUGGACGAAUCACAGGGGUGAAAACUCGUGUCACAUUUUGUUUACUGUAACAUAAUAUGUAAUGGACUUUGCUAAUUUUUUAUUAUUGUAAUUGAGGGAAAAGAGGGGGGGGGGGCGUAAAAACUUCUUCGUGCAACGAAAAGGGGGGGUGUUACAUAAUAGACUUUAUUGUGUUACUGUAUUUUUAUUUAUUUACUAUUGAGAUAUUGUAUUGUACGAUUUUGAGACCAGAUUGUACGAUUUUAGGGGUUUGAGGGUAAACAGGUCUGAUGUCAUAAAAUUAGGAAUAGGCCUACUACAUAAUGACUGGUUGUAAAUUUUUUUGUCAACACUCAGCAUCAUAAUAUAAUUUAUUCUCCCUUAUCACUUAGUGUCGGUGUAUUGAAUUGUAAUUAUCAUUAUGAUAAGUUAUCACACUUAAACUAACUAGAUAACUGAAGAUUGAAAUUAUAUUUAUUCAUUAGUCAUUAGGUUAGUUUGUUUUAGACUAUUCAUGAAACUUUCAACUCCUAGAUGUGAAUCCAAGAAUCAUGAACCAUAAAGAAUUUAGGAAUUAGCUGGUCCAUAGGUUAAAUAUUUUUCUUUUUCCAGUUAUUCAAAAUAUGCAAUUGCUUUUAAUAAGUAUUUGGUCAUUCAUCAGUUAAUUUAUUUAAUUCCACCCUUAUUUUAAUCUAUUUUUUACAGAUUAUUGCAAAUGUCUGUGGUGGGCAUAGAUCUGGGAACCUAUUCCUGCUACAUUGGAGUGGCAAGGGCAGGAGGUAUUGAAACAAUAGCCAAUGAGUACAGUGACAGAUGUACACCGUAAGUGACCUUACCUCUGAACAUUCCUAAUCAUUAUUGUGUUAUUGCUUAUUUUUGUAGUGAUCUUCAUUUUUUUCCCCAAAAAUAUUUUGUUUUGAAGAUUUUGCAUUAUCAGCCUUGCUAGCUUUACAUUUUUAACUUUUUGGCACAGGUCAUAUGUAUCUCUUGGAGAAAAAAGUAGAGUUCUUGGUGUGGCUGCCAAGCAACAGGCUGUCACAAACUUCAGAAACACAGUUUGUGGAUUUAAAAGAAUCCUUGGACGCAAAUAUGAUGAUCCCUUUGUACAGUCAGAACUCCAAAAAAGUUUUAAGCCCAAUCAUGUCGGCAAGGAUAGUAAUGGAAAUGUUGUGUUCCAGGUAAUAUAUAUUUAUAUAUAUUUAAAUAAUUCCUUAUUUUUUAAUAAUUUUGUUAGAAUAUAAAAUGAUAAGAUUUAAAAAUGAUAAUUGUGCUUUGAAAAUUUGUAAUGGUUGCUUACCACCCAGUUGUUGAAAAUUGUCUUUUGUAUUCAUAUUUCAUCCUCUAUAAGUAGAGAGGUGAAUUCCAGGCUAACAGGUUUAACUUUCAGAAAAAGAAAUUUCAAUUUUCAUACAGCAUUAAUGAAAAAUGUCUUUGAAAUGUAUUUAAUUUAAUAAUAAACAGGGUUUUGGGUCUUAAUUUGGUAUACUUUAAAUGAAUAACAUUUAUAAAAUAUAUUAAGCAUAAUAUUAAAGAUAAUAAAUUUCUGGAAUUUUAACUGAUUUGACAUGAAAAGAACAAAUGUUUCAGUUAGCAUCUUUGAAAUCUGCUUGAGUUUUUUCAAAAUUAUUAUCCGUAAUGUUUAAUUUUCGGAGGAAAACUUUUAAAAAUAGGACAUUAAAAGAAAAUAUUUAUAGACAUAAUAGUUUCACUGGUAAAAUGACUUUGUAACUGACAUAUUGUGUCUGAAUGUAAGCAAUAAAAUAUAGAAUGCUUUUUCUUUUACAGAAUUACAAAUGCUUCACAAAUAAACUCAAAUAACAAUGAUUUAAUGCUUCCCAACAUGUGACAUUUACCAUGACAAUGAAAAUUGUCUAUAUUAAUUGGAUGUAAACAUAAUAAAAAAAAAUUCUGUGAAAGUGUGCAGAUAUGUUCUAACUUAAAGAUGGGCAUGGGGUCAUGUAUGAAAUACAUUUAUACAGCACCAAAUUUAUGCAAUUUAAUUAUGUUGUGUCCACUUAUGCAUAGAAUUCACAGAGACUAAGCUUUUUUUUUGGGUGGAAGGGGAUUACAUCAAUUAAAAUAUGGUAAACAAAUUUAAAGAAUAAUAGUCCAAUUUUUAAUGGAUGUUUGGAAAAUUAGCAUUUAAAAAUUAUCUUUCGGUCAUUAAAAUUAGCCUUUUUUUCAUACUAAUUAUUACCAUAUUUAUAUUCCUAUAAAGUAAUUUGUUUUUAAUGAAAUUCUGUUAAAAAUUUAGAAGAAUCCUCAUGCUUGUUCUAUUUCCCUUUUCACUUAAGCUGAAAACUGAAUCAAAAUUUCUGCCACUAAACUUUAACCAUAUAAUGGUCAUAAGUGCCAAUCAUCGGCCGUUAUGCCCAUUUCUUUGGUGUCACAGCUGAUAUAUAUUGGCUGUGACGGCUGUUCGCAAAAUUGAAAUUAAAAAUGCAUAUUAUUUAAUCUAUAUUGUUUAAGGGGAAAUCACUUUAUAUAAAUGAGUUUGCUUCCUACUUCCAUUACAAUCAGUGUGUUAACAUGCUUAUAUCAGUAAUUUUUCAUGAUUAAUCAGGUGUGAAAUUUUCUCAAAUUUUUUGACAUAAUGUCGGAUGCCGGAGAGAGCCCAGCUCUAGAUUUUAAAAUUAAACAGAAUUUCAUUAUUGGAAGUAUUUCAAUUUUAUUAAAAUGAAAACAAAGAUUUCAGAGAUAUUCCAUGUGCUAGUAAUAACAGUAUUAGCUCUAGCGGUUACGCUGAGGUAAGAGGCAGAUAUUGACAAUUUUAUCCUUAAGCUUAGUCGUAUUGUUACAGACAAAUUCGUUUGGGAAAGGGUGGAAAGUGAACAGAAAAAGACACAUAUUGGAUCCCAAAGACAUAACCCAAAGAAAUUUGUGUUUGUGUAUGUUCUGGAGUAUUAAUUAAUAAAAAAUGCAUUUAAUAACUUCAAAAGAAAAGGAAUUUUUGAACUCGUUUGGUGCCUUCGCCCUUGUAUUUUGUAUGACAUAAUCUGAAGGUUGUGAAAGAAAUUAAUUCACCAAUAUCACAAUUUUCAUUGUAAGUGCCAUUUUAUGAAAGAAUAUGGAUUUUAGUAUUUAAAAAAUGUGAUUUUAUGACAGUUUGAACAAUUUAUGGAUUAUUUAGGGUGUGUUGAAUUCAAAAGUUGAGUACUAAAAUUUUACUCACUCUGUAAAGGUCAAGGUCAUUAUCAACUUACAUAGUAUAAAAACUAAUUCUUUUCAUACCAUGAUAUACCUUGUCCAAUGAACAUUCAGAAAAUUUAAACUUAUAAGGGUCUCUGAAUUCAUUUAGUCUGGGAUUUUUUUCAUUUUUGAGAAGCAUAUGAAAUUGCUUAAAAUGGCUUGAUGCUAUAGAAAAAUGUUCUGACAAUUGUAAGGUUAAAAAAAUUUGAGCUCAUAUUAUUUAAAUACGUUUUAUGACAUUUUCAAAAGGAAGAAGCAAGAUUUUUAAAAUACAACUUUUUUUUGUAACAUUUUAUCUGUACAGUUUUUGUUUACGUAAAUUUAUUUAAAUUUAUACACCUUUAUAAUAAACUUAAUUAUUUACCUUAUUUAAUUGACACUACAGCUGAACUACCUGGGAGAAAAACAAGAUUUCACAGCCUCCCAACUGACGAGUAUGCUUCUCAACAAACUGAAGUUUACAGCUGAAACUUCUCUUAAAACAAAAGUUGUAGAUGUUGUGGUGUCUGUAAGUUUUAACAUUUAAUUCUCUUUAAUUUUAUGUUUAAAUUAAAACAAAAAUUAAUCUUAUAGUUCUUUACAGUUAACACUUUAAGUUCACAUGUAUUAUUUUAGCUUCUUUUUUUAUAGGUUUGGUUUCAUUUUUUAUUCUCAGGUCCCUGUGUUCUUUACUGAUGUGGAAAGAAGAGCUUUGUUGGAUGCCUGUCAAUUGGCAGGGCUUAACUGUCUCAGAAUAUUAAAUGACACUUCAGCCGGUGAGUCUGUUAGGGCAGAUGUUAGAUUAACCUUAAAUAAUGUAAAAGAAACCUAGCAAAUGAUAUUGGCUAUUCAUUGCAAGCAGUUUUGUUAAAUCCAUUGAUAUACUCUCCUUCAUAAUCCUCAGUCUUCAUACACUUUACAUAAUUUUACUUGUAAAAAAAAUACAUAAAAAAACCAACAAACGUUUGAUUUUUAAAAAAUGCAUUGAUAUAGAAAAAAAGUAUUACUUUAUUCAUGUUGGUGUUGUAUCCUUUUCUCAUUGUUUUAAUAUUUACUUCAUGACUAGCUGAGUAACUAAGAAUGAUUUACAUUUUUUUUGGUACUACUCAUUUAGAUAAGCAACAAAAAUAAAUAAAACGCCAGGAAAUAUUUUUUAUGAGCUUUAAAAAUAAACUAAUUUUUUAAAAAUUUCAGUUGCCCUCUCAUAUGGCAUCUAUAAGACAGAUCUACCUAUAGAAACGGAAAAACCACGCAAUGUUGUAUUUGUAGACUUAGGUCACUCCUCACUGCAGGUCUCAGCAUGUGCAUUUAACAAAGGAAAACUGAAGGUAAAUUUUAUAUUUAUAUACAGUAUUUUAAAAAUGCACAUUGGUCUUCCAAUGCCAUGAAACAUAUAAUGUCGUGCUCACUUUUACAACCGUUUUAUGGUAACCAUAAUAGUCUGAAAUUCGAACAUGCUGUUACAAAUGUUGCUGUUUCUUUUUUCUCUUUCUGGCAUUGUUUAAAAAGGAACUGAUUUGAAUUUUUAAAAAGCAUGACAUUUGAGUAAAUUGCUUUUAAGUAGCACUAGUGUACAGUUUAAGAAAGUAAGAGGAGAGUUGAUAGGAUUUAAAUUGUAGGGUUAAUGAGAGGGAAGCAUGUUAGUAGGUUGUUGGGGGGGUAUGGGGAGAUGGUAAGGGUUGUAGUAACCUAGCAUUAGGUGGGGGAUAGUAAGAGUUAUAGUAACAUAGCAUUGGGUGGAUGAUAGUAAGGUUUGUAGUAUUUAAGUAUGGGGGUGGAGGGUAAGGAGACAAAAAUUAAUAGUGUUGAACUGUAUUUUUUAAAGUGGUUAAUAUGGUAACCUUUCACGUAUCAUUUAUUUGUUUAAAUGCUUUACAGGUGCUGGCAACUUCUUAUGACGCCCAACUGGGAGGAAAGGAUUUGGAUGAGCUGAUUGUUGACUACAUGACAGAAGAGUUUAAGAAAUCUUACAAAGUUGACCCCAAGUCCAAUGCCAAGGCUUACAUAAGGCUCACACAGGAAUGUGAAAAACUCAAGAAGCUUAUGAGUGCUAAUGUCCAACCAAUUCCUCUUAACAUUGAGUGCUUCAUGGAUGACAAAGAUGUACAUGGCAGUAUGGACAGGUAAUCUUUUUAUAUUUAUUAUUUUGCUCAUUAAAUUUUAAGUCUUUACCUUCUAUCAAAUCAAGAAUUAUUACAAAUAGUAGAUCUAAUGGUCUUAAUUGCUCCAAUUUAGUCUAGAUUUUGUGUUGCUUGAAAAUAUAAUAAUGUUGUCUUGAAAAUAGUUUAAAAUGUCCUCAUAGAUGGGAAUGCUGGUUCACAUCUUAUCAAACCACUGAAAUAAUUUUGUCUAAAUUUGCUAUAAAUAACUACAUUGAUCUGUUUUUAAUUAAAUAUAUCUACUUUGACAGAGCUAAAUUUGAGGAGUUGGCAGCUCCACUAUUUGAAAGGCUUGAAAACACACUGCAGGCAGUUCUUGACAACGCAAGUAAGUGUCUAGGAUAUAAGAGCUUUUAUAUCUACACAUUUUUCUUUUAGUCAUUCUAUCACUUGGUAAAUUUUUAACAUUUAUUUUGAUACUAACAAGCAAACUAUUGAUAUAUUUUCGUUUUAAUAUUUAAUCUCUUGUUCAAGAGCUGAAAUCUUCUGAUAUUGCUUCUGUGGAGAUUAUUGGAGGUGCUUCUCGAGUUCCUGCAUUCAAAUCAAUUGUACAAAAAGUUUUUGGUAAGGAACCAAGUACCACUCUAAAUGCUGAUGAAGCUGUUGCUCGUGGCUGUGCAUUAAUGGUGAGUACAAGUUAUGUCAUAGAUUCCUAUCCCAAUCGGGUCGAGAAGGGUUUUCUGGGGGUCUGCCUGCUGCAAUAUGGAACUAAAAAACAUAGAAUAAGGUUGUUUUAUAAAUGUUCCUUUUUUAAUCAAUUCAAAACAUGUCAAUAAUUUGGGUCAGUUGUGUUAAUCAUUUGAUUAUUUGCUCAUCUGUAAGAGUGAAUUUUAAUUUGGACAAUUUUUAAUGGGUCAAAUUUAGAUGUUUAAUAAGUCUUUGAAUUUACUAGGUGUGUUGAAAACGUAAUGUAUAUUGGGUUGAUACAUUUUUGAAAAAGUAAGUAUAGUAAAUGGUGACUUAUGAAUUUAUUUUUGAAAAAUCUAUUUUUAUCUGAGCUUUUUAAACUAACAUCUUUAAACAGAAUUUACACUGAUCCAUGUACAUGGGCUCAAAAUAAUUUUUUAUAUUGAUUUAAAAAUUAAAUGAAUUAUUUAAUUUUAUCAUUCCUUAAAGUGUGCGAUCUUAUCCCCCACAUUCCGAGUGCGAGACUUCAAUAUCACAGAUUGUCAGCCUUUUCCAAUAACACUAUACUGGCAACCACAAGGACAAAUGGAUGAGGACAGGUAGGAAUCCUUUAUUUCGCAAACACUUUCUGGGAUGAUUGUCUACCAUAUUUUCCAUUUAAUGCAUAUUAGAUGUGUUGCUCACGGUUGAAAUGGGUUGAAAGACUUUGACAAUGUAUGCUUGUAAUUAGUUUUUGUAGUAUUGCGUUUGUUUUAAAUGUGGUAAAUUAUAGAUUUGUUUUUUGUUGACUUUGUACCGCGCUUCGAGCCUUUGGGGAUGAAGCGUGUUUUUGAAAUGAACUUUAUUAUUAUUAUUAUUAUUGAAACUGAGGGCAUUAAACAUUCUUUACAUCAUGAAAGAGCAUACUGUAUUUUAAUAAUGUUCUUCAAUUGUGAGGCAUCCUAAGCUAGCCCUAGUGAUAUGCCUCCUAUAGAAUUAUAUUUAUCAUUGUUCUAUUUUCAGUUCCCUUGAAGUUUUCUCUCGCUUUCAUCCUGUGCCAUUUUCCAAAAUGCUGACCUUCUAUCGGAAAGAACCAUUUACUUUGACUGCAUCAUACUCAAACAACAGUGGCAUACCUUAUCCGAGUCAAGAGAUAGGUAAGUCUAUUAAAAAUCUAGUGUGUUAUACUCGAGAGAAUAACUUUUUUCUUAAUUCAGUGCUUUCUUGCUGUUACUGUACAUACUCGUUUAUAAUCCCGUUUGUUCAGACCCCAUUAGUUUUUGCUGAGAAAGCCUGCAGUGUUUAACCUGCUCAUUAGCCAACCCCCAUAAAAUAAUAUGCCAGUAGAACAAUAUAGUACUAAAGAGAAUAAUUUAUUUAUUAAAAAAAUACAAACUUAUAUAAAUAUUUAUUGUGUAAGUAAAAAGUCCAUAUAAAAAUUAAUAAACAUACAGUAUUAUGUUUACCACAGAUAAUAGCUUCGCCUGUCUAACGGUAUAUACCAUAACCAAACUGAACAUUUCCAAAAAUAGGACCUCAGAAAUAUACAGAAACAAUUUCAUUAUCUAGGGUAGCUACUUAGAUAAUCUCUCAGCACAUUUCUUUGUUUUCUAUAAUACACUCAAUGUACCUUAAGUUUUCUAUGAUCAGCUCAUAAGCCAAUAUUCCCUGCUAAUGAGCUCUUAUUCCCUGCUAAUGAGCUCUUAUUCCCUGCUAAUGAGCUCUUAUUCCCUGCUAAUGAGCUCUUAUUCCCUGCUAAUGAGCUCUUAUUCCCUGCUAAUGAGCUCUUAUUCCCUGGUUUUUUGUUGUUUUUUUUGUCGUUUUAUGAACAGUUAUAUUAGAUAUCUUUUGUUUAACCAUCUUUUAAACCUUUCAAAGAAUAAUUAUGUUUAGUGAUAACUUUCUUCAGUUCUUGAUUCUUUAUAUAUUAAAAUUUUAAUAUUUUGUAUUGCCACCCCACCCCUGCCUAAAAAUAAAUGUCACAAAUAGGCUGAAAAUGAUCUUUUUAAGAAGGAAACAAUUUAGUACAACAUUGGAAUUAAGACAUCGGUAUAGCGUUCUGAAUAUACCUUCAUUUUAUUUUUUUUGCAUUGGCAUUCCAGGCACAUUCAAGAUCAACAAUGUUGCACCUCAAGCUAAUGGAGACAGUUCCAAAGUUAAAGUCAAAGUACGGGUGAAUGCACAUGGUAUUUUUACAGUUGUCUCAGCCAGUAUGUAUGAGAGGCUUGAGGGUUCUGAUGAUACUGAUGAGGUCAAGGACAACAUGGAGGUGGAUGAAGACAACAAAAAGAAGGAUAACAGUACAGGAGAUACAGUUGUAAAUGGAGAGCAGGUAAGCAUGAACAUCAUUUGUUCAGGAAGAUUUCAUUCUAUGUAAGUAAAACUUUGAUAACUUGGGUUUAAAUGAACACCACUACAAACAUGAUUAUCUUAAGUCUAUGGUGCACCGUUUAUUUCUCCAUCACAAUUUUAUGACAACUCUGGGUUGUUGGGUAAAUGUUUUGAUACCAUAACCAGGCUUGCUUUUAGAUUUUAUUUCUUAGUCCAUUUUAUCACACUUCGUUGACUCUAAUUGUGUAUGUGGAGGGGGUGUGUAAUCAACUGCUUGACAUUAAAUUAAAAAAUAAAAAAUAAAAUUUUGGUUUUCCAGCAAAGUCCAACAGAAAUGGAUCAAUCAUCUUCCAGUGAAACACAGAACGUUGAUGAUAAUCAAGAAUCACCUGAAAAGGCCACAGAGGGAAAUAAUUCGGUAAGGCUCCACGAAAGGUUUACAGAGGUAUACCCUAACUUGCAGCUUUAUGGGUCAUUUAGUAUGUGAAUAAAUAGUGGAACAAGAGGUUUAGGCUUAAAAAAAGAAAAACAGAGCAAUUAAUGGACGCUUCAGCUUAAUGCCUUCUUCAGCAGACAAUACAAACAUCAAAUUAUUUGAAAUUAAAAUCUUAAGCAUUCCCAGAUGACAAUGUGGCUCCUUUGUCUUUGUGCAGAAAAAAAGGUGCACUAUAUUAACAGAAGUAAGUUAAUCUAAGUCACAUAAUUUUGUGGUGCGUACUGUCAAGGUAAACGAAUUAAGUAAAUUAUGUAAACAUAUUAUUUGAAACUACAAAAAGAUAAGAGUAGAUAUGGAGAAAAAUUGAGAACCACUAACUUGAUUCCAUAUGGUUAUAUGGUGCAGAAAAACUGAAUUAGUUAUCAUUCCUCAAUCUCAUGAGUUUAUUAGUACAAGAAAUUAGUAGCGGGAUGGAUACAUAUGAUGUUCCUGUGUGUUCACCUUUGUUUAAAUGGGAUGAGGCCGAAAUGGCUUGUUUUUUCAAUAUCUCAAAGAUGUUCACUGAACUGAACCUAUUAGAUAGCCUUCUUCCCAUCUCACCUAUAUAUAUAGCUGUGGUAUCUUCUGCAAACAAUCACAUGGGUCACAUUUCGCUCUGAUACAUCUGAAGCCCCCAUUGAUAGUAAAGGUCCCCUUAGAGAAGCCAAUAUGUUUUCCAGUACAUAGGGGCAAGUCCUUCAACGGAUUCUUGAACAUGGCUUAGUUCCAACGUGAGAAGUCACUAAUUUCAUUUGCCUUAUCUAAAAAGUCUUCAUCUGAUUGGCAAGGGUGACAUAGUCUAAGAAGUUUGGAAAAAAUUAUGGGGUCUUUUGACAAUUUGGGGUGGGAGGAUGAAUACAAUAAAUAACUAUAGCUGUCAUUUGGUAGAGGUGAAUAAUCCUUUUUCUUUUAAGAUAAUGUCCAGAAAGUUUACAGAAGAAAUAUUUUUGGAAAACUGAUUAAAAUUGUUUAGUUAUCUAAUGACUGACAUACUCGGCUUUCCAAACAGCAUUCAGAGGAAAGGGAAAAGAAUUUAAAAGUUAUCUUACCGGUACUGCCUUGUUUAUCAUGGCUUGCAUGUUAGGAUGUGUUUUUAAUUGUAUUUUCAGGUGUUCGUAAUUUAGAAGAGUGUUAAAAAAAAUCAAAGUGCCUGUGCUAACUUACAUUUUCAAUAUAAGCAUAUGGCAAUCAAAUGUGCUGUUAGUUUUGUGUAUGACUGCACAAACAUUUUAGUCAAGUUUUUCAUUACUUUCUAAUAUUAAGAUGAACAUAAUAUCUGUACAAAAUUAGCACAUGAUAUAAUUGCAUGAAGCAGGGAUAGGAAUCAUUCAGGGAAAUGUUAACAUUUGAUUAAGCACUGAUGCAGAAUCUGCAGUAACAUAUACAGACUUCUUACAAUUUAGAUGACUUAUUCAUAUAAAGUUUUGCCUUUGUUGCAUGUCUGUCUUCAUUUGGUUUACUAAUGUCUAAAAUUCACUGCCAGCAUCUCCAUGGCUGUAUGUCUCAGCAUCAUCGAUUGUCUGCUCGGGUAUCAGGUUGUAAAGUCUCAAAUACAGGUUAUAUUAAUUGCAAGAUGAACUGCAGUCUUUCGUGGGAAGAUUCGUUGCUUCAUGGUCCAGUCGGUUACAAGGAAAAAAUGAAAAGGAGAAUUAAAAGUCUGAAAAAUUGUUUACGUUUAAUUCUCCAGGAGGCCACAGACAAAAAAGCUGCAUCAAAGAAAGUUAAGAAGACUGUGAAAACUAUUGACCUCCCCAUCGAAGCUAAUGUUCCACAACUGUCCAAGGAUCAAAUUAAUAAUCUUAUGGAAAAAGAAGUAAGAAAUCGCUUUUUAACAUUUCAAAACUUGUUUUCCUCAUCAACUAGUUAAUCAUGUUAUUUUUACUUGAUUUUGAAAUUUAAAAUUAAUUCUUUGAAUCUAUUUUUAGGUAUGGUAGCAAGUAUCUAAUACAGGCCUAAGGCUGAUAUAAUAUAAAGUCUUUUUUCCUUGUAGAAAGAAUGAGUAAAAUUAAUUUUUUAUUUUCAGAAUCAAAUGGUGAUGCAAGACAGGCUAGAAAAAGAGAGGGCAGAUUCAAAAAAUGCUGUUGAGGAAUAUGUUUAUGAAAUGAGAGAAAAAUUGUACAGUGUAUAUGAAAAUUACAUAACAGAUGAUGUAAGUUUAUUAAAUUUUUAUAUCAGUAACUACGGUUGUAAUCCAAGCAUUGCACGUGUGUUUAAGAGAAAAUCAAAUAAAAAAUUUAGUCAAUUAAUUACUAGUCUUAAUUCUUUGUCCCCAGAAUUAUUUUCCUCAUUCUGACGGACUGGUCUAUUUUUAAUAUUUGUAAUGCACAACUAUGUUAUCUCUAAACAUUCAUAACAUUUUUGUUUUUCAUUAGAAAAUGUUAAGUUUAGCAUGGAAUUAAAGGGGAAUGCAUGCUGUUUAGAUAAAAUAUAGACUUGGAUUUAAAUUUUAAUAUAUAAAUGUAAUUAUGAUUCAAGAAAAAAGUUUUUAAAAAUAAAACUCAAGAGUUUGCAAAACGCUCAUUCCAAGUCACAUAAAAAGAAUAUUAUUAUCCAAAUUGUAACAAGAAUGUUUUUUUUUCUGAAGUAUAUCCAUAUGCGCAUCACAAAAAAGAAACAUAACAUUAAAAAAAAUUUAAAAGUGAAACACCAGGGCACAUUAUCCAUUAUCAUCACAGACACACAAAAAAAUUUCAGAAAAAAACUAUUUCCACUGGAAACAAUUAGUUGCCACUAGAAAAAAUUAGCACUAUAUCCUUGUAUUUAUUAACAUUUAUUAUGGUGUAUACAUCCCAUUGACCAAAAGUCACAAACAAAGGGAUGAGAAUUCAUCCCCAUCAUUGUUGUAACUCUAGAUUAUUGACAGGUUUCCACUUUUUAAACAUGCAACUCAAGCAUGUUGGAGUGUUCAUUUUAAUUCUGUAGGAAGCAUAAUCAUUUAUUGAGAGUACAAGCUUGUGAAUAAUGUGUAUGUCUAGCAAAGUAAAAAAAAAACAGGUAAAGGUAAAAAUCUGAAAUUGCACUCAGUUUUAGUGCCAAGAUCAGCAACUUGUCAAUAAGAAUCUACAUUAUUUAUAACAGGCACAAUAUUAGUUCUUCUACAAGGCACUUUAGCUGGUGGGGUGGGACUGCUUCUUAUCAAUUUCAUUAUUACUUUCUUCACUAGUACAACUACUACUAGGAUUAUAUGAUUCAUCAGCCUCUGCAUUUGAAAUCAUAAAAUCAUUGAGCCUUUAUAACUGACUUUGUUACUAGCCUUUAUAAUUGAAUUUAUUACCCAGCCUUUAUAACUGACUUUGUUACUAGUCUUUUUAAUUGAAUUUAUUACUAGUCUUUAUUACUGAAUGUUCAUGUCAUUUCAGGAUCGCAGUCAGUUUACUGUCAAAUUGGAAGAUACUGAAAAUUGGUUGUAUGAGGAAGGGGAGGAUCAAAAUAAACAGGUUUACAUUGACAAGUUGAUGGAGCUAAAGGUGAGAAAUUAGAUUGAUUUUUAAAAAUAUAAAUGCAAUUUUUCAUUGUGGGAUGCUAACACUUGUAUCUAGUCAUAUUUAAAAAAAAAUUUUUGAACAGGACACCUUGAAAUAAAUUAUCCUUGCAGUAUGAAACUUAACAUUUUUUUUCAGUACAUAUUUAACCCUUUACAGGGCACAUGAUUUUCCUGUCUUUAACUCUGAAUGGGCAACAUUUUUCCGGUUUUUAGUAAGAUUUAGGGUUACCUUAGUAAACACUUAAAAUCUAAGGUGUUGGUGAACAAACUUAAAUGAAAUAAAAAAAUAAAAUAAAGGAAAAUCAGUGCAGAUUUAUUGUUUUACUCACAUAUGAAAUGAGCAAGCCAAUGUUGGUAGUAAUCCACACAUAAACACAAAUAUUAACAAAUACAACUUAUUGUUUGUGAUUGUCAUUCAUCGAUACACUAUUUACAAACACUCUGCCAAGAAAUGUGGACACUGCUUACGCUGAUAAUGUUAAAUAAUUUUAUUAUUAUCUCGCUCCGAUUCAUAGUCAAUUUCGUGCAUUUCAAUGUCAUUUAAAUUGAAUCCAGCGAACUCUCUGAUAUCACUUAAAGAAUCAACAAAAUCCAUUUUGAAAAACUAAGCAUUAAAACCCUGAAAACAGUAAAGAAAAUUAGAUACAAUUUAAAGAAAACACUUGUAACUGGCACCCACGCUAUCAAGCUAUCUGCAAAACUGGAAGUAAACAAUGGGAAGUCUCGCAAAGUAUUGGAGGUCGCGUGGUUACAACCUUUAGUUGUCACGGACGCUUUUCAGAUGUUUUGCCCUUUUGGUAGUAAAGAUGUUUUUGGUCACUGUGCCCUGUAAAGGGUUAAACAACCUCUCCACAAAAUUAAACCCAUUUAGGAGGGGAAUACUAUUUAUCUCUUAUUGUUAUGGGCACAAAUCUAAUUUUUCUAGGCUCAUAUUGCUUCUGUUAUUAUUUGGUGUGAAUUUUUAAUGGGUUAAUCAGAUUCAUAAUUUAAAAAUUGUUUUUAUAAGUCAGCACUUUUAGUAUUGAGACUCAAAGUGUUUUGAACAAAAUCAAGAAUACAAUUUUCAAAUAUCAAUCCUAAAAAUCUUGGUUUUUUGGAUAACAGAAGUUGUAAAAUCAUUUUUUUCUCUUGUAAAAAAGUCCAAAGUAAUUAAGUGGUUAAAUAGGGUAUAACUUCAUUUCAGUCUUUUUUUUGUACAGUGCUCUUUUGUAAAUAAUUAUCUUAAAGUCCUGCAUUUAUGCCUUAGACUCUUCAAAGUUAUUUAUCUUUAGGUCCUUUACCAUAAAAAAGCUUGAUUACGACUUUGUUUCAGAAAAUUGGUCAACCUGUUGUUGACAGAUACAGAGAAGCACUGGAAUGGCCUAUAGUUAGAGAUGAAAUGGGAUCCACACUUCAGCAAAUUAGAAAAUUCUUGGAUCAAUGGGCACAGAAGGUAAAGAAGUCUCUGCCAUGAGGUUUGAUCCACCAAAGCUUGCUUUACUGCUAACAUUACUGAAUAUAACUCUGAAUGGUUGUUAGAAAAAAAAAAUCAGUCCAGUUGUGAUACAUAUUUCUUUAUAUAGAGCAUUUGACAUCAAAAAUUAAAAAAAUAUUAUAUACAUUACAAGAGUUGCAAAUGCUGUUCAGUGUAAACCCUUUAAAGAUAUUAACUCAACACAUAACAAAUUUUCAAACUCUCUUCUAAAUGAUGAAUUAUUGUGUUUUAAUAGGGCUGUAUAUUUCUUUGCUCCUAUCCAGGAUGAGAAAUAUGAUCAUAUCGAUAAAACAGAUGUUGACAAGGUUGAAAAACUUUGGACUGAAAAAUCCAAUUGGUUUGGCCAUAAGAUGACACAGAUGGCUCAGCUGAAACCCCAUGAAAAUCCAGUUGUUCUUGCCACGCAAGUCAGGGCCGAAAAACAGGUAUGCUAAGUUAUUCAUCAUUCACUCUUGUGGUCUAGAUUUAUUAUCAGCAUCAUUAUGAUAUUUGAGACAACUAGAAUAAAUUGAGUUAUGAUUCUGAUUUGAAAUUUUAGCUGCAUACAAUACAGCUAGUUUCAAUGUUAUAAACUAAUUAUCCAUACUGCAGAUAAUUGCACAAAUAUGCUACUCAAUGAUUCUCAUUGGACUUUUAGAUUCAUAUAUCAGAGCUAGCUUGUUUCAGUGAGUGUGUUAUGAUGUUUUAAAAAAUCCAUACUGCAGAUAAUUGCAUAAAUAUGCUACUCAAGGAUUCUCAUUGGACUUUUAGAUUCAUAUAUCAGAGCUAGCUUGUUUCAGUGAGUGUGUUAUGAUGUUUUAAAUGUUGCAGAUUCUUGAAAACACAUGUCACCCCAUCAUGAACAAAGCCAAACCCAAGGUAGAUCCACCAAAAGAAGACAAGAAAGCUAAAGACAAAAGUGGGAAUAAAAAUGAUGGUAAUCAGAACAACAGUGAACAAGGGGGCAACCCGCAGCAGCAGCCGACAGAUGCACCCAAGGAGCCCGAACAGGAGAUGGAUGUAGAUUAAAUCUGGCCAGUGUUAGUCAUUCAUUUAGCUAAAUUAUUUACUUGCGCUGUUGAUUACAUUUUAUUUUGCUGUUGUUCAACUUUGAGGCCCUUCAUUCUGUUUCAAGUAAUAUUUCUUUUAUCCUUAACUUCCUAUGUUUAAUUUGUUGUUGCAUUUGUUAAGACUUUUUAUUUUUGUGCCCAGCCACUGGUUAAUUUUUGUGUUUUUAAAAAAAAUAUAUAUAAAUAUUUAUAUAUUUGUUAAACGCCAUUGGAUAACUUGUACUUGUUGUUAAAGGUGUUUUGUACUGUAGCCACAUUGUAUGUAAUGUUGAUGUCGGCAUGCUUGUUUGAGAGAAAGUACUGUUGCACUCUGAGAUGGGACCAUGGAAGUCAAAAAGUAAAUAUCAUGUUGUCCUCCCUCCUUGUUCAGAGCCUGCAUAUCAUUUAAGUCUGUUUUCACUUAACGUUUCAAUGCAAGAAUCUCGAUGUCAUGUCUCGAUUUGCAGCUUUGUAGCAUAUAUCAGCCCUGAUUAUGGCCCUUGUUGACCAAUAGUUGAUGUAAAUGGAAAAUAAAGAGAAACUAAUAAAUGACAGUUUGUUCAGAUAAUAAUUACAAAACUGAUGAUUGGAUUUAUUUUUGUAUUGGGUGGAAUAUCAAGAUUUUGACAAAUUGUUCAAAUAAUUUAAAAAAUUGAUGAUUGGAUUUUGUAAUAAAAAGCUGGCAAGCUGAGAACAUUUCAUUUGGAUUUAUGUUUCCUCAUGUGUGAACUUUUAUUUUGUUAGAUAUUUUCAAUGUCUGUCUUUGUGGAAAGCUCGCCUAGUACUGAAAUUAAAGCAAUUGCUUGUUGGAAAAUUUUUUCCCAACCAUAAAAAAAAAAAAGAAAAAAUCUGUGUAUGGUAUAAAAAAAAUGUCUGAUAUAACAAUGUAAAAUAAGUAUUUGUUUUUAUGCGAACGGAAGUUAAAGAGUAAAUGUUGCAAAGUUUGACUGCUUUUACAACAAAUAAUUUCAACUUUAACAUUAGUUGUUGUUGCUUAGUGGAGUUUUCUGAUAAAACAAAGUUUUAACACUCAUCAAUUUCCAUAAUUAUUUGAUAUUUGUCUUCUUAAAAUUCUAGCAAAUCUGAAAUAUGUUUAUCAUAACAUUUAAAAUGACUUUCACUCAUUUUAAUACAUCCUGACACAAGCUUUAAGACUUUCAUCUCAUGUGUCAUGCCAGUCAUUUAUUUAUUCCUCACUGGAAUCUUCAUUGAAAUGCUGUUAUUUUAUUUAUUUGCUAAUAGAAUAUUUAAGCCUAAAAUUAUUCCAAAUAAUUCGCUUUGUGGGUGGAGUUAUUAUCAAUACAAGUAGCUGGGUUGGAAACAUAACUAAGCUUAAUCAAUGGGUGCUGGAAUAAAUUAUAAGGCAUAUUAUAGUAACAAAUUCAGUAAUAAUAUUGUUAGUAGGGACUACAAGACUAUACAUUCCAAUGUUUAGGAAUAGCACAUUGGAAUAUUGAAUGGGACUUCUGAAAGACAGUAUGGUGGACAAAAAUAUCCUCUUUGGAAAAUUCCUGUACAUUGGGCAACUUGUGAUUCUAUUCAAGCCAUGAGUUAACUCAUUAAGCUGUAUAACAAUGCAAACAGUAAAGUCCUGAGUGUUAUUUUGUUCGGUUAAAGAUGUAGAUUUGUUUGUUACGGCAGAUCUGUUGAUGCAUUAAUCAUGGCUAGCCCAUCACAUGAAUCGGUUGUACAAAGAUUCCUUUUCAAAAUCAGAAUUUCUAUCUCCUGUAAUUCAUUUAUCUCCCCCUUGUUUCUUCACUUCAAUAAUUGUUCAUUCCCUUUAUCCCUGACUUGAAUCAGUAUUUAAAAGCUUGACUCCUUAAUUUAUUUAUACAAAAAGAUAAAAAAAAGUCUUCAUUGGAUCGCAUCUUCACUUUAGUAUAGGCAGUUUGUUUUGAACCAAAUAUGUUCAGACACCUAGUAAAAUUCUGCCCUUUAGAUCUUGUUUUUGUUGUACAGUGAGAUUGUUUAAUCCAAUGAUUUAUUUUCAAUUACCGGUAUUAUUUUAUGCUGAAGGAAUAAAAAGGAAAUGAUUUGUGACAAGUUUAAUACUGCCAAUUUGUGGCUUGGGGGCAUUCUUUUAGUAACAUUUUAGUCAGUGCGGCCAUUACACACAUUUGAAUUAUUUCAGUUGUAAAUAAAAUCAUAUUUUUUCAUCUUUUUAGAAAUAAAUACCGUAAUCUAUUUGAUUUGCCUUCUUUUUAAAAAUUACCCUCAGGGUUUAAAAAAAAAUAAAAUUACACGAAGGCACAUCAGCUUUUCCUUUUUUUUUUAUAAAUAUAAAAAAAAGAACUUGUACAAACUUGUUUACUAUUUUCAUUAUUAUGUAAUAUUUUCACUGCCCAAUGAAACAUGUUAACACUUGCCAAUUAUUUGUCCAACAUAUGAGGGAAUAUCACAGACUGUAAGUGACUAGAUUUUUUGGAUGGUGUGGCACCAAAAAUUUGUGGCACCAAAAAUUUAAGUGCUAUAGUGAGCUACACUUAAAUUUUAAAGAUGAUACCUUUACCAGCUUGUUCAGGAAAUUUUAAAUUGGCUGCAGAAUGUUUGAAGCCAUAAGUUUAUCCUUGACAGCACUUUUUUUCUUAAAAUAGCUUUAGUAAACAUAAAAUUGUAGUUGUAGCUAUUUUUUUUUUUUUAAUGCUGAGCUGAGCUUCAUCACUUUAUAUUUACUCGGCAUUGACCGGCAAUGAACCGAUAGUCAUAAUAAAUAAUUGAGAGAUGAGAAACUUUUUGGUCUGUGUAAAACGCAGGUGUCAUUCUGGGCAGAUUAAAAAUAUCUUUGAUGAUUUUAAAUGGUCAUAUUCUGUAGAUAGUCAAUGCCGUACAGGUCAUCAUGUCUGAUAGGUGAAUAUACUCUUCUUUUGUCAAAUCUUCAAGUGAUUAUGUGUUGGUGGUACUCAUUUUCUAGUUUGAAGUAGACUUUUCUCAGUAAUUAUACAAUAUAUCCAUUUGUGUGUCCCAUGAAGUUACAGAGAAAAUGUUUUUUUUCAAUGACUGUAAAGUGUUUUAUACAAGUUAAAUAAAACCAGGUCUUCAUUAUAACAUUUGCAUUUUUAAAACAUUUAGAGUUAAGGUUGAAUUAAAGAACUUCAGAAUUGGAAAUAAAAAAAAAAAAGAACCCACUGAUGUUUGAACUAUUAUUAUUGAUUUGUGGCAAUUUAAUGAACAACCCAAAAAGUGUUCUUUGUGUUUUUAACAGGUCUAGAGCCCUGAUCCAAAAUAAAGUGAAACAUAAAGCCUUGGUUUUAUUAUAUACUUUUUUACAACUUUCUUAUUAUACUCAACUCUGGGUUGGUGUGGCAGUGGACUCACCGUCUGAUAAGCCAUUUGAUCAGUAAGACUAUGAAGUAUGCUGCUAGUCAUAGAACAUUACCGUACAACCUGGAUUGAAAACUUAUUGAGGGGUUGGUGAGAAAUGUAUUUGUCAAAAGUUGUUUUUAAAAAUAGGAAAUAAUAUAUUCAAAUGUAAAUAACAAAAGGAUAUUUUAAAAACUGGACAAAAAUGUUAAGAUGUUAUUAUACUGUACGGGUCAGAUAUAAUACAUAGUUAGAAGACAGAUUGUUCAUCUGUUGAAAUCUUAGUUGAUGGUGUUAACUGAAAGGUUACUAAAUAAUUUUGCAUACUAAGGUAUUCUUCCUCUUUGCCUUUUCAACCCACAUUUUUGAUUUGCUGCUUCUUUGAACAGAGAAAUCCCAAACAGAUUAUUAUUUUGAAAUCUUAUAUUUCAAGGAAUAAAUGU